GCGUCUUGUCAAAAUGGUUGUUUAUCAUUGUAUUGGAAUCGGAAGCUUUACAUUUUUGUGAGAAAAAUAAACAAAUUAUCCAAUGUUAAGUGGAUUCAGUUGAUAAUUAAAGAUGUGCGACGAAGGGGAAGACUACUGCCGGCUGUGCGCGGAGCCAACGACGAAGGAAACGCUAAUAUCACCGGACGGAGAUGUGGGAAAAAAUUCCAAAAUAACCACUAAACUAGAAUGGAUAAACGUUGAUAUUUCUACCACAGAUACUCUUCCUAGAUGCAUUUGUUUCUCAUGCUUCGACCUUCUAGAACGUACCUGGUCGUUUCUACACAACGUAAGGAUAGCACAAGCGAAAUUAAACUCGAUAUUCCUAAAGAAAAGCGACAGCGAAAAUUCCGAUACCGAUGUUAAAAUCUCGGCAAAUGAUGAUGGAAAACCGAUUAAUAUUGAUUGGGAAGACUUUGAGAACAUGAAGACGGAGGUAAAACCCGAAAUUGUUAAUGAGACGCUACAAAUAGUUACUGUAGACCCUAAUACUUUGUUAGAUUUAAAUGCUGUUAAAAUUGAGCAAGCUAGUGAUGACGACGGGGGCCCAGCGUCUGAUGGCUUCAAUUCUACGGACAGUGACACUCCCCUCUACAUGGCCGCUAAGAAAAAAAAGCUUAAAAAGAAGAAAAAACUUAAAAAUGUAGAGUUAGCAAUUGAUCCCGAUGACCCAAAAGGCACUAUCCCGUUCCCAGCCAUAAGUUGGGAUGAAUACAUGUGCCGCUGUGCCGAAUGUGAUGCGCAAUGCAAGAACAUUAUGUCCCUGCGCUUACAUGCGUUACAAAUUCACACUCGGUGCUGCAUAUUCAAAUGUUCGGAUUGCAGCAAAGUUAUAAGCAACUACAAGUCUUUUGUAAACCAUGUACGGUCACAUAAGAAGCUCUUAAGAUACUGCUGUGAGUUCUGCAAUAAGCGGUUUGAUACCGCAUCAGGCUUGAAAAAGCAUAGAAACACAUUCCACUACAACGCAUACAGAAUUACCUGUCCGAAUUGCGGAUCAAUGUUCGAAAACGAAGAACAGUUGCAGGACCAUAUGAUAUUAUAUACAAAGUCUUUCAGGCGUCGGACUGUAAAAUGUGAAAAGAUGGAGUACGAGUUAAAAUGUGAGCAUUGUCAAAAAGAAUUCAAGUCACGUAGUAAUUUGCAGCAGCAUAAACUCGUUCACACGGAGCGCAGUAGAGAUUUUUCAUGUCAUAUUUGCGGUAAAAUGUUCUUCACGAAAGGCACUUUGAGUACACAUAUGAUGACUCAUGAUGAUACGAAGCCGUUCAAGUGCAAAUUCUGUCCGAUGGCCUUCAGAGCACGAGGGAAUCUCCAAUCUCACAUCAGCCUCCACUCCGGUGCUAAACCUUUUGUUUGUGAACAGUGCGGUAAAAGUUUCCGAGUGAAAAGACAUUUGAAAUCUCAUUCUAUAGUGCAUACGGACUUAAUGCCUUACGUAUGUGAGUAUUGUAAUAAGACUUUUAGAUUUAAAACCCGUUUAAACCUACAUUUGAGACAGCAUACCGGUGCGAAGCCGUAUAAAUGUGUUUAUUGUCAACGGGACUUUACAAAUGGGUCUAAUUUUAAGAAACAUAUGAAACGGAGACAUAAUAUUGAUACUUCGGUGCGUAAACGGUAUAAUAAUGUUGUAGAAAAUGAAGCUAGUAUGGAUGGGAGCGAAGUGGAGACGAAUCAAACAUAGUAACUAAUAAUGUAGAUAUUGUUUGGUUGUUUUUUUAAUUGUUUAUUGUUAUCUUCAAGCGUUUCUUUGAUUUGUAAUUGUGGGCUGAAAUUAAUAACUGAUUCUAAAUAAUCUAGGUUUUUGAUAGAAACGCAAGAAUAGAAAUAAUCACAAAAUAAAAAAAGUUAAUUUAAGUUUUAACUGUUUCAUUAUUAAAAGGACUUGACAUCCUUUUAUUCUGAAUAAUAUUUUGUAAAAUUCUAUUAAGCUUUGUUACUAUGUAUCACAUCAACA
This is a messenger RNA of Spodoptera frugiperda (fall armyworm), 1996 nucleotides long. Its product is annotated as zinc finger protein 493. The record is from RefSeq and is a predicted model, not a curated record. Gene Ontology annotation, molecular function: zinc ion binding. Gene Ontology annotation, cellular component: nucleus. The transcript has a single exon. Bases 113 to 1723 code for a protein of 536 amino acids. Lineage: Eukaryota; Metazoa; Arthropoda; Insecta; Lepidoptera; Noctuidae.